Molecule: messenger RNA, 702 nt
Organism: Dictyostelium purpureum
Lineage: Eukaryota; Evosea; Eumycetozoa; Dictyosteliales; Dictyosteliaceae
Exons: 1
Coding region: 1-702 (233 amino acids)
Molecular function (GO): protein binding
Source: RefSeq, a predicted model, not a curated record
AUGAACUCGUACGAAACAAUUGGUGAUUUAAAAAAAAAAAUAGAAAAAAAAGAACGUAUAUACAGUUCCAUUCAAAAAUUAAUUUAUUUAGGCAAAACCUUAGAAAAUCACCUCCUAGUUUCCGAGUACAAUAUCCAAGAUAAAAGUACAAUUUAUAUUGUUAUUAAUCCAUCUAAUAGUUUGGAAAAUUUAUAUUUUUUUGACCAAAGAAACUUUUCAACAGAGUUCAACUGUGAUUUUACAAAAGUAAUCGAUAAUCAAAUAUUCAAAAGAGGGGGUGAAGAUUAUAUAAGACCAUGUGGGUGGAUGAAGUUUGCAUUUAAUGUUGGCGAAUUAGUCAAUACUAAUGAUAAGGGGCUAUGGCUAGGAGAUAAAAAUCUUUCAGGGGAAUGGCCAGUAUCCUACCAUGGUACAGGUCUAUACAAAGGUAAAACAAUAUCUGAAAUUGGUUCAGAGAAUACUUCAAAUUUAAAAAUUCCAAACAACUAUGGUAUUUUUUCAAGCCCAUCUAUAAAGUGCGCCGAAAAGUUCGCUACCAAAUUUAAAUAUCAAAAUUAUGAUUAUUUGGUUAUCUUUCAGAAUAGAGUAAACCCACAGUCAUUAAUCAAGGUACAAAAACUAUACCCAAACGAUGAUCAAUAUUGGAUCACUCUUAAUCAAACUGAUAUUAGACCAUAUUCAGUACUUAUUAAAAGAGUAUAA